ACAACCUCAACUCCAACAUGUCCAAUAACGAGGCCCACGCCAGUGUCCUGACGCCGUCCGAGGAGAUCCCCAAGGAUGCGGUCCACGUCAAGGGCCCCGACUUCUCAAACCCCAUCGACCUCGAGACUCUCCUCAAGGGCUACCAGACCAUCGGCUUCCAGGCGACCGGCCUCGCCAAGGCGAUCGAGGUCAUUGAGAAGAUGAGGCAAGAGCGGUCCAACCCCGAGGAGCCCCUGCGCCUCUUCCUUGGCUACACCUCGAACCUCAUCUCGUCUGGUCUCCGCGAGAUCAUCCUCUUCCUCGCCAAGAACAAGCUCAUUGACGCGCUUGUCACUACGGCCGGCGGUGUCGAGGAGGACUUUGUCAAGUGCCUCGGAUCCACCAUUCUGGGUGACUUCCACCUUGACGGAGCUGGCCUGCGUAAGAAGGGCCUGAACCGCAUUGGUAACCUCCUCGUCCCCAACUCAAACUACUGCGCUUUCGAGGACUGGAUCAUGCCUAUUCUGGACCAGAUGGUCAAGGAGCAGGAGGGCCCUGAAAAGGAGCACUGGACUCCCAGCAAGGUCAUCAACCGCCUCGGCAAGGAGAUCAACAACGAGGAGAGCGUCUACUACUGGUGCUGGAAGAAUGACAUCCCCGUGUUCUGCCCGGCACUCACCGACGGCUCGCUCGGCGACAUGAUGUACUUCCACACGUACAAGGCGGACCCUGCUCCGCUCAACGUCGACAUUGUUGGCGACAUUCGCCGCCUCAACGACAUGAGCGUCAAGUCCAAGCAGGCCGGUAUGAUUGUUCUCGGUGGAGGUGUGUGCAAGCACCAGAUUGCCAACGCCAUGCUCUUUAGCGUGCAGAGGAACGGUGCCGACUACGCCGUCUACAUCAACACUGGACAGGAGUACGACGGCUCCGACUCUGGUGCUCGCCCCGACGAGGCCGUGUCAUGGGGAAAGAUCCGGGCAAACGCCCAGAGCGUCAAGGUGUACGCCGACGCGACUCUUGUCUUCCCCCUCGUCGUCGCGGCUACGUUUGGCAAGGCUCACUGGGCUGCCGCUGCCAAGGCCAAGAGCGAGGCCGAGGCAGUCAAGGCUCAGCAGUGAGCAGGAGCUGGAUCAGUUGUCAUCUACGUAGUGUAUAUCUUGCAUCAUUAUACCCGAGCAUCACCCGCCAUGGC
This is a messenger RNA of Vanrija pseudolonga, 1171 nucleotides long. It is a transcript of the gene DYS1, whose product is annotated as Deoxyhypusine synthase. The record is from RefSeq and is a predicted model, not a curated record. The coding region runs from base 18 to 1097 and encodes 359 amino acids. Gene Ontology annotation, cellular component: cytoplasm. NCBI's taxonomy places the organism in Eukaryota, Fungi, Basidiomycota, Tremellomycetes, Trichosporonales, Trichosporonaceae. Gene Ontology annotation, molecular function: deoxyhypusine synthase activity. The transcript is spliced from 7 exons. Gene Ontology annotation, biological process: peptidyl-hypusine biosynthetic process.